AUAUCAGUUUGCCUGGUUUACAUGAGUCGUUGCUCCAUAUUAUCUUGUUCGCUACAUUUAUUCUACAUCUCUCAAGUCAGUUUGAUUCGAUACUCUGUUCGGUAAUAUCGUAGGCCGAUGGUGUAUUCAAUCGCAUUUUCAAAAAAUUUAUCGACACAUGUCAUUAGCAAUUUACGAAUGAGUACAAAAUGCUUCUGAAUUUUUGCGAUCCGCGUUUACGUCCAGAAAUCCAAUGCAGCGCAAUCAGUACAGAAGGGUACGAAGUGACUAAUUUAAUAAGCGGUUCUUCUAAAGGAUAUUUGGCAUACGCCUGCAUCAAACCACCGAUACACAUAGACAUUACAUUUCUCUGCAAUGUGAGGAUCAAUCAUAUUCUGAUCUGGCCAUCCGUCGGGUCGCAGAAGUCGUCAGGUUUUCAGCUUUAUUCUAGAAACACCGACGACAAUAACACUCCAUAUUCCUUGCUAUCCAGUGGAUUUCUGAGUCCUAACGAUGCUGGAUUAUUGUUCUAUCCAUGCGAGAUCGAUCUCGAGAGGAUAUCCGUGCCAGAAAAUUUUUUAAGACGUUAUAUUAAAAUCUCCAUGGGAUACUUAACUAAAAGCGCUCAUGUUUUACGUAUAACAAUAUGUAAAACAGAAAACUCAGUACCUGCGUUGGGAAAAGUGGAAGUAUGGGGAACGGUAUCACCACGCUGUGGAAAAGAUGUUACUGCCAGUGUGCAUGCUUUAUGGGCUAAACAUGAAGCUGCAUUGGCAUCACCUAUAAUCGAACAUAAAAUUGAUACUACUGUAAAUGUUAGAGACAACAAACAGAAGGAUGAUAUAGCUCUUGAAGUUCCUGAAAGCUUCUUAGAUCCCAUUACAUGGGAAUUAAUGACUCAGCCAGUUAUACUGCCUAGUGGCAAGAUAAUAGAUCAGACUACAUUAGAGAAAUUUGGAGAAAAGGAAGCAAUUUGGGGUAGAUCAUUAUCAGAUCCAUUUACUGGCAUUCCAUUUAGUGAGGAUCGUAGACCGAUCUUGGCAACUGUACUGAAAUCAAGAAUUGACAAGUUCCUGUUGGAUAAUAGCAAUCAGAGUGAAAUAAAAAAGAUACCGAGAGUCUUGGGCCGUAGUUCAGUUUCAAUUUUAGCAGGAGAUAGAAGAAGAUUAAUUGAAAUACCAAAGUGUGUGUUAAAUAAGAAUCCAUUAAAAAGAGCUGCUGAAGAUACCAAACCAGAUAUAUGCAAGCAAAUAACAGAUAAUAAUUCACAGCGUAUAAAGAAACAUUGCCAUAAACUGCCAGCAAUCAUUUCCAAACGAUCCACUGCCAAUAUUACAGUAAAACCGAAACAGCUCACAAAGAUUUUAACUUCUUCCGAAGUAGCUAACAAUGAUUCUUUUAAUUAUCAACAAAAUGAAUCAGACACAUCAUUAGCUGAUGUUGACAACCUUUUAGAUAACAAUGUAAAGAGUCUAUUAUCGAACAUGAAACGUUUCAAUACACCAGAAAAAAGAGAAGUUCAUAACAUAUCUAAUAUUUGUGAAUGUUGUGAUAAUAGUAUUCUUUAUAAACUUCCAUGCAAACAUGUAGUAUGUAGAAAAGUAUUAUUAUCUAUUGAAAAUAGUCAGUGUAAAUCUUGUGGACUUUCUUAUAAAUCAAAUGAGGUGGAACGAAUUCACGAUAUUUUAAGUAGCUAAUAAGAAGAUAUAAAAUAUAAAUUGAUAC
Pogonomyrmex barbatus (red harvester ant) is the source of this 1704-nucleotide messenger RNA. RefSeq names its product RING finger protein 37. The record is from RefSeq and is a predicted model, not a curated record. Gene Ontology annotation, molecular function: ubiquitin protein ligase binding; ubiquitin-ubiquitin ligase activity. Lineage: Eukaryota; Metazoa; Arthropoda; Insecta; Hymenoptera; Formicidae. Gene Ontology annotation, biological process: protein polyubiquitination. Gene Ontology annotation, cellular component: nucleus.